Penicillium malachiteum is the source of this 426-nucleotide messenger RNA. RefSeq lists its product as uncharacterized. The coding region runs from base 1 to 426 and encodes 141 amino acids. The record is from RefSeq and is a predicted model, not a curated record. The transcript has a single exon. NCBI's taxonomy places the organism in Eukaryota, Fungi, Ascomycota, Eurotiomycetes, Eurotiales, Aspergillaceae.
AUGUCUGGCUUCGAAAUCGCUGGUUUGGUUCUGGCGAUCUUCCCAUUAGUGAUUUCAGGUCUGGAGCAUUAUGGGUCCAGUGUGGAGUCGAUGAAGGAAUGGAUUCGGUAUGAGAAGGAGUUCAAGAUGUUUCAGAAUGCUCUGAAUAUACAGAGACUCUUCUUUUACCAGAAUAUUCAGAAACUUCUGUCACUCACAGUGCAGUCUGACCAUGAGAUGGCAAAGAUGAUGAAUAACCCCCAUGAUCCCCUUUGGAAGGACCCUCGGUUAGAGGUUGCCCUCCGCCGACGUCUACCAGGUGAAAUGGAGUAUUCUUGCUACAUGGAAAGCGUUGAGACCUUUCAUGAGGCACUCCAGAAAUUGGAAACAAAGAUUCAACCAUUACAAGAAAAGGUUCGUUUUCGUCUUGAGAGACUUGGAUAUUAA